AUGAGCUGUUACUACGGCAACUACUAUGGUAGUCUGGGCUAUGGCCUUGGAGGACUGGGCUGUGGCUAUGGCUGCUUCCAGGGCUGUGGCUAUGGCUCCCACUAUGGAGGCUAUGGAGGCUAUGGAGGUUAUGGAUAUGGCUGCUACCGCCCAUGCUGCUAUGGAAGAUAUUGGUCAUCUGGCUUAUACUGA
Callithrix jacchus (white-tufted-ear marmoset) is the source of this 192-nucleotide messenger RNA. Lineage: Eukaryota; Metazoa; Chordata; Mammalia; Primates; Cebidae. The record is from RefSeq and is a predicted model, not a curated record.